Aegilops tauschii subsp. strangulata is the source of this 4495-nucleotide messenger RNA. RefSeq lists its product as uncharacterized. NCBI's taxonomy places the organism in Eukaryota, Viridiplantae, Streptophyta, Magnoliopsida, Poales, Poaceae. The record is from RefSeq and is a predicted model, not a curated record. Gene Ontology annotation, molecular function: zinc ion binding; nucleic acid binding.
CCCCCGCCGGCGGCCACUCCGGCCCCGGCGUACACUCUCCCUUCGUCCUCACCGGUGGCCUGCCUGGUUUGGGCGCUCUCCCGUCCCCAUGGCUGACGGUUCGCGCAGUCCGCCGUCGGUCUCCUCCACUUACCCGCGGGAGAGGCCCGUGGUGUCGGGGCUGGGGCUCUCGGCCUCGCCCGGUUCGGCGCGCUCUUUGUCUGCUGGCACGGCGGCGGCGGCUGAGGUGGCGGUCCCGGAGCAAGGCUGGAACAGGCCGGGGCUGUCCCGCAAGGACAUGUGGAGGCGCCGCCGUGCUCUGCGUCGCCAGCAGGGUGCUGGCGGCCAGACCGGUGCGGACUCCCCCACUUCAUCGGAGAGAAGACAUAUCCCGCCGGACCUCUACGGGCUCUGUUUCAGAUGCUUCCAAGAUGGGCACAGGAGACAAGACUACAACAACGAUCCCCUCUGCAUCCGCUGUGGCUACGUCGGGCACGUCUCCUCGCAGUGCACCCUGUCACGCAGCCCUAUGUCAGAGGAGGAGCUCCGGCGAGCGGUGAUUGCCAAGGUUGCCAGGCGGCAGCCGGCACCGAGGCGGUCACCACCUUUGGGGGAGAGGCUGAUGGAGCCUAGGCAGAGCGCGCUGCCGACGCGCAUCUCGCCAGUCGCGCCCAGCUUCCCCCAUGAGGUAGCCGGUGCUGCCUUCUUGGAGGUGCCAGCGGAGGUGUGCAUCGUGCAGCGCUCGGUGGGCAUGGAUGAUCUAGAGCGGAGGCUCCAGUUGGCGGUGGUGGCGUACGUGGGUGGCUCCAGGCCGCCAACAUCCUGCGCGGUGGCGGCGGAAGCGAUUUCGGCACAGUUGGGCAUUCCAAGGCACAAGUUUUCCGUCCAUAAAUUUCACCCGGAGGACUAUCUGGUGGUGUUUGCGGCACACGAGUUCAGGAACAGGGCGCUGGCGGUGCCGUUCGUGGAGCAUCAGGGCGUCAAGAUCUUCUUCAGGCCAUGGCUUCGGCAGGCGCAGGCAACAUCAAGGCUCAUGCGCGUCCAAGUGGACCUCAUGAUUGAAGGGAUCCCCUCGCAUGCCUGGUCUUGGGACACGACAGCGGAGCUUCUUGGCAGUUCUUGCCACAUCGACGAGCUUGCGCCUGAAACAGAGAGCAGGGAGGAUCUCUCGUUGUUCAAGCUGCGUGCCUGGUGCGUAGAUCCUGACGAGGUGCCUGUUUUUCGGCGCUUCUGGGUGCCGGAGCCGCCGGAGUUGGUUCUGGACCCCGCGGCGCGUCGCAUCAGGCAUCGGCAGCUGCUGGAGUAUCCUGCGUUCAUCCAUAUUGGCAAGCUAUGGGAUUUCAACUCGCCGGACAACUGGAGGAGAGCAGGUUCGGAUGGAGACAGCGGGCAGAGCGGGCUGCCGGACAGUGCGGACGGAUCGUUCUCGGGCGGCGAGUGGACGGUGCACCAACGUGGUCGCGUGGUGUCUGCGAUGACCGUGGUGCUGGCCAGAGAGGCCAGGGGCCGGCGACGGGCGGCGGCUCAGGCUGCAGAUCCUACAGGCAGGUGCUGGUAGGUAGGCUGGGGCCCUCUGACUGGAGGAUACCGGCCAUGAUGUCGGAGGUGCCAGUGGGGCAGCUUAUCCCACGCAAUGCUGUGGUGAGUAGACCAGUGGCACGACCAGGACCAAGAGAUUCAAAAAUGCACCAAACCCGGGGGCUACGCUGGUGGGACUGGCCCCACAGGUGGCCAAUGUGGUGGUGCCAGCAGUUGGGCUGGUCACGCCGAGUCUUGGGAUUGCCACGGGUGAGAAGAGACAAACCCCGCAGGUGGAGGCUUCGGAGCAUGUGGUCUCCCAGCUGGCAUUGGAUCGUGGUGCAGGCCCCGAGGCAGACAAAGUGCUGGUUGGUGCUCAGGAUAUGGGUGUAGAGCCACAGGAGUCGGAACAAUUGGCGCGGAUCGAGAUUGGAUAGGGCCGGGAUCCGGUGCGGUCACCGCAGUGCUCGAGCAGAGAGACCGAGGUGGUGUUGGGGGAUUCCAGGGCACAUUUGAUCCGGCAGGAGGCUGAUCAGGUUGCACAGGCUGGGGACACCGAGGGAGGCACGCGGGCAACUGGCUGGGACCCGGUGUCGGAUGUGAUUGCCUCUGACUCCCGGCCUGAGGCUCUGGUAGGGUCGGUGAUGGAGACCGUAUCCUCCUCGGAUGGCGAGCGGGUGGGGCCCGUGGCGACCGGUUAGGAGAUUGUUUUGGCAUCUCCGGGGCGGGACCCAGACCGCAUGCAGUUGGUGGGGGCGUUUGACAUGACCACGUCAGGAGCCAUGCAAAGGGAGGAGGCGGGCCUUUCGGACAAAGAGCAAGUUGCUUUGGGUAAUAUCUAAUCCUUCUGCUCCGGUCUGCUGAAAAAAUUGGCGCCACCACUUCUAAAGGAGAUCGAGUCCAUGAGAGGUGUGCGUUCGGGACAAGACCCGUUCACACCAAGGCGCAACACAUGGUCCACUGGUGCUGGCAACCCGUACCAAGUCUAGGGCUUCGGCGGCAGAAACUGUUCUGCUCAAAGCUCUUGGCAUCGCGGAGGACGACCUCGCCGUUUAGGAUGGAGCGUUGGAGCAGCUGCGGGUCAUCUUUGACUCGCCGCUACGCGAGCCUCAGCUCAAGGCGAUAGCGGCCAUCUUCGGGAAAACGGUGCCGGUUAACCUUACCGGUACUAUGGAGAGUGUGAUGGUCAUGUAGAGUGGUCGGGCGAGUACGGACAUUGGAGCACCCCUGCUUCCAAAUGUCGUACACAUCUCUGGAGAUGGUUUGCUGGAAUGUGAGAGGGCUCAACAGCCCAGCGAAGAAGGAUGCGCUUAGGGAGCUCGCUGACUCGAUGAAAGUAGCUAUAUGGUGUAUUUUAGAGACUAAGGUCGUGCAUGUAGACACAUACAUUAUCAUGCAGUGCUUAGGGCUGGCUUAUGAUGGUUUUGUGUAUCUUCCUUCGUCUAAUACUCGUGGGGGCAUUUUUAUUGCUUGGACUCCUCGAAGGUGUCAAUAUCCAACAUGGUGCUGGAUUCUAACUUCAUCAUGGGCUACGUUUCCCCUAGGGAGGGACAACCUUGGUGGCUAUCGGUCGUGUAUGGACCACAGGAGGAUGCGCAAAAGAUUACCAUGAUGGAGGUGCUGACAACUAGAUGAGGUCUCUACCCGGGGCCGUGGAUGGCAGUGGGCGAUUUCAACAUGAUUCUGAAUGCAUUAGACAAAAACAACUCUCUCUUGGACAGGAGAAUGAUGGGUCGUUUCAAGAGGUUUGUGGAUGACAAUGCUCUCAAGGAGCUGUUCUUACAUGGCAGGCGGUUCACGUGGAGCAACGAGAGAGAAAACCCCACCUUGACCAAGAUAGACCGGGCCCUAGUGUCGGUGGACUGGGAGCUCGCGUACCCGGAGUGUUUGUUGCAGGCCCUCUCCACCAACACAUCUGAUCACUGUCCCCUGUUUCUAUCAAUGGAAGACCAGCUACAACCGAGGAAAAGAUUUAGAUUUGAGUUGUUUUGGGUGAAGCUGGACGGAUUCUUGGAUGCAGUGCAUGAUGGAUGGACUUGUGAGGAGAGCAUCACGGACCCUUUUGUUCGGUUGGAUGUGCUGCUUAGGAAUUGUGCGAAGCACCUAACAGCUUGGGGCCAGCGGAAAGUCGGGAACAUUAAGAUCCAGAUUGCGAUCGCGAAUAUGGUAAUCUUACGCUUGGAUUGCGCUCAAGAGAGGCGAUUGCUGUCGGAUGGUGAACGAUGGCUACGAUGAGCUCUGAAGCUUUUGGUUAUGGGACUGGCCUCACUGGAAAGAACUAUAGCAAGGCAAUGUUCCUGUCUACGAUGGUCGCAGAAGGGCGACGCUAAUACCAAGUUAUUCCACUUGGUGGCAAAUGGGAGGAAAGGAAAAAACUUCAUACCCACGAUCUCAGUGGAUGGUCGCACUAUAACAGACCAGGCUGGGAAGGAGGAGGCGUUCUUCGAGGCUUGUAGCGAGUUGCUUGGCACCUGUGCACCUCGCGAGCACACGCUGGAUUUGGAGUUCUUGGGCAUCGAACAAGUAGACCUGGCCGACCAAGACAUGGUAUUUCAAGAGGAGGAAAUUUGGAAUGUGGUGAAGGACAUGCCCUCGGAUCGCGCACCGGGGCCGGAUGGUUUUAUUGGGAUUUUCUUCCAGAAAUCAUGGACGAUCGUCAAGCGGGAUGUGAUUGCUGCUAUGCAUAAGUUCUUUAUCAACAAUGGGCAUGGAUUUGGGAGGCUCAACCAGGCGCUGAUCACGUUGAUCCCUAAAAAACCGGAUGCUUGCCAGAUCAAUGAGUUUAGGCCAAUCUGUUUGCUUCAUAGCAUCCCGAAGAUGGCCUCGAAGCUGUUGGCAACGCGGUUGCGGCCGCGUAUGAGUGAGUUGGUCCACGUGAACCAAUCGGCCUUCAUCAAGGGAAGGAAUAUCCACGAUAACUUUUUGCUUGUGAGACAGCUGGCAAGGAAACUUCACAAAAGGAAGACGAAGGGAGUAAUGCUCAAGUUGGAUAUCUCGC